AUGUCCACCAAACUCUCAGAAGCGUACUCUGCCGCUGCUGAUGGCAAAACCCUUGAGCUCUCCCCUUCGAAGAACACCGACAACGAAGUGGGUAUCUCUUCCGAAGUUGAUGAUCCUAGCUACGAUUCUGUGCAAAAGAGUCUUGUCCGCAAGCUAGACAUGACCCUGAUGCCGAUGGUUUUCAUCCUCUAUUUGUUCAACUACUUGGACAGGAACAAUAUUGCUCAGGCAAAGUUGGACUCUCUGGAGAAGGAUCUCGGGUUGAGUGGCAACGAUUACAGUAGUGCUUUGGCAAUCCUAAACGUUGGAUACAUGCUCAUGCAGAUUCCAAGCAACAUGAUCCUCACCCGCGUUCGACCUUCGAUUUAUAUCCCAUCAUGGGUGUGCCUAUGGUCUGUUGUAUCUGCUGCCACCGCUGCCUGUAAUUCAUUCACGCACCUGAUCGUCAUUCGCUUUUUCCUCGGUAUAUGUGAGGCGCCUUUCUUCCCAGGCGUUUUCUUCCUCCUGUCCUGCUGGUAUACCAAGAAAGAGUUGGCACUCCGCUAUGCAGUUCUGUAUUCUGGCCUUGUGCUUGCAACUGCAGUGUCUGGCCUAUUGGCUGCGGGUAUCUUUGCAGGCUUGGGAGGUGUGGCUGGACUUCAGGGAUGGCGAUGGCUGUUCAUCCUCGAAGGUGCUGUUACAUUUCUGCUGGGUCUAGUCGCGUUUGUGAUGCUUCCUGAUUUCCCUGCCACGAAGAGUCAGAGCUGGCUGUUUACCGCGGAGGAGAAAGAAGUAGCUGUCACUCGCAUGGCCAGAGAUGCUGUGUCUGAGGAGGAACAUGACCAGUCUGUGAUGCAUGGCUUAAGACUUGCCGUUACCGAUAUCAAAGUCUGGGCUUUUGCUCUUUUGCUCCUUUCUAACCAGUCAGCCUACGGUUUCAACUACUUUUACCCUGCCAUCGUCCGAGGCUUCAAUCUGGGCAGUCGAACAAUCACUCUUGUCUGUACUGCACCACCAUAUCUUCUCGGCUCUUUCAUCUCAUACUUCAUCGCUUGGCACAGUGACCGCAAAGCAGAGAGAGGGUGGCACAUAAGCGUUGCGAUCCUUUUCGCAAUUGUCGGUUUUAUCAUCAGUGCUGCUACAGUCAAUAUCCCCGCUCGUUACGCUGCAUCGUUCCUGUACAUCUGCGGUUGCUUUGGAGCAAAUGCGGCUUUAUACAGCUGGGCUGCGUCUUCAGUUGGUCAGACACCGACGAAGAAGGCUUGUGCAACGGCUAUCAUCAACGUCACCGGUCAGCUUGGAACCAUCUGGAGCCCUUACUUCUUCGACUCGAAUGAUGAGCCAAGAUAUACUAGGGCGAUGAUUCUUCUUUUGGCGUUUGCUGUAUUAGAAAUCUGUGUUUGUUUCUUGUUGAAGUUUAUUCUUCGCAGGGCCAAUAAGAAGAUUAUUGCUGAACAUGAAGGAACCGGAAGAGUCCCGACACUGUUCACUCUUUAA
This is a messenger RNA of Fusarium fujikuroi IMI 58289, 1476 nucleotides long. RefSeq names its product related to allantoate permease. Gene Ontology annotation, molecular function: transmembrane transporter activity. NCBI's taxonomy places the organism in Eukaryota, Fungi, Ascomycota, Sordariomycetes, Hypocreales, Nectriaceae. Gene Ontology annotation, biological process: transmembrane transport. The record is from RefSeq and is a predicted model, not a curated record. Gene Ontology annotation, cellular component: membrane. The transcript has 4 exons. Bases 1 to 1476 code for a protein of 491 amino acids.